Molecule: messenger RNA, 1173 nt
Organism: Eubalaena glacialis (North Atlantic right whale)
Lineage: Eukaryota; Metazoa; Chordata; Mammalia; Artiodactyla; Balaenidae
Gene: FAM76B
Product: family with sequence similarity 76 member B
Exons: 10
Coding region: 93-1112 (339 amino acids)
Source: RefSeq, a predicted model, not a curated record
GCGGCCCGGGCGGCGGUGGCGGCGGCGCCCGAGUUCCCCGUAGGGCCCCGCCUCGGAGCGGGCGGCGGUGGAGGAGGAGACUGAGGAGCAGGAUGGCGGCCUCGGCCCUGUACGCCUGCACCAAGUGCACCCAGCGCUAUCCCUUCGAGGAGCUCUCCCAGGGCCAGCAGCUUUGCAAGGAAUGUCGGAUUGCGCAUCCCAUUGUAAAAUGUACUUACUGCAGAUCAGAAUUUCAACAAGAGAGCAAAACUAACACGAUUUGUAAGAAGUGCGCUCAAAAUGUGAAGCAAUUUGGCACCCCUAAGCCUUGUCAAUACUGUAACAUAAUUGCAGCAUUUAUUGGUACCAAGUGUCAGCGUUGCACAAAUUCAGAAAAAAAAUACGGACCACCUCAGACUUGUGAACAGUGCAAACAACAAUGUGCUUUUGAUCGGAAGGAGGAAGGAAGAAGAAAGGUUGAUGGGAAGUUAUUAUGCUGGCUCUGUACUUUAUCGUACAAGAGAGUUUUACAGAAGACAAAAGAACAAAGGAAGAGCCUGGGAUCCUCACAUUCAAAUUCGUCUUCUUCAUCUCUGACUGAGAAAGACCAGCAUCAUUCAAAACAUCAUCACCACCAUCAUCACCAUCACCAUCGUCACAGCAGUAGCCAUCACAAAAUCAGCAAUCUGAGUCCAGAACAAGAGCAGGGACUGUGGAAACAGAGCCAUAAAUCCUCUGCAGCAAUUCAGAAUGAAACUCCAAAGAAAAAGCCCAAAUUGGAAUCUAAGCCAUCUAAUGGAGAUAGUAGCUCUAUAAAUCAGUCAGCAGAUAGUGGGGGAACAGACAAUUUUGUCCUUAUAAGUCAACUGAAAGAAGAAGUGAUGUCACUUAAACGUCUCUUACAACAGAGAGACCAGACCAUUUUAGAAAAAGAUAAAAAGUUAACUGAACUUAAGGCAGACUUUCAGUACCAAGAGUCAAACUUGAGAACAAAGAUGAACAGUAUGGAAAAAGCUCACAAAGAAACUGUGGAACAACUCCAGGCCAAAAACAGAGAACUACUCAAACAGGUUGCAGCAUUGUCAAAGGGUAAAAAGUUUGACAAAAGUGGAAGCAUAUUAACAUCCCCUUGAGAAGUGGUUAUUCAUUAGUGUUUCUGCUGAAAAUGUAAAAUUGGAAAAAAAUUCUGUGAAG